GCGGAAAAGAAAAUAUGUAAAAUCAAGUCGAGAAGACGCCAACGAAGAUUUAUUUUUUUAUAACUAAUAUGGAAAAGAAAAAAAAAACCUACGGAGGAGACAAGCAAAGGCAUCAUCAUCAAUCGCCGCCUGUAAGGUUUAGCUUCGAUCAAUUCUUGCAUCACUGUUUCUUCAUCGAUUUCUCAUCUUCUCUGUGAAGGCGUUUUCUCCCCGUUUAUUUCGUUGAAUUCGAAUCUGGAUUUGUAGUUCAAUCGAUAUCUACUAAGAAUCUGAAGCUUUUCUCUUUCUCGAAUUUGAUGAGUCUUAAUGAUAGUGAUGAUGUUCUUGAUUCUAUAGAGUAGAGAGAUUGAUGAUCGUGUAGAGAAAGCUUGAACCUUUAAGGUGACCACCACUAGUGGUGGUGAUGGGUUCAAUGGAUCAUCUUCCAGACGAGGUUCUUAUCAAAAUCUUGUCUUCUCUUCCAACAAAAGAAGCUGUUUCAACCUCUGCUCUCUCCAAGAGGUGGAGGACUCUGUUUUCUUACAAUCUUAGUCUUGACUUUAACAACUCAACCAUCCUUUUGCAAUCCCGAAAGCGUAAACAUAAAAUGCGCAGUACCGCAGAGAGUUUCCGGGAUUUCGUUGAUAAAACAUUGGCUUUACAAAGUGGUAACCCUAUGAAGUCCUUCUCACUGAAUUUCAAAGAAACACUUGGAGAUGAAAACAGUGUGGCUGAUGUUAAUCGCUGGAUACUUCAUGCCCUUAAACACGGUGUCUCUGAGCUCCAUCUACGGAUAGGUACUAAGAAGCGGAGUUAUUUUCCAACCGAAAUCUUCACCAGCACCACACUGGUUAAGCUGUCAUUGGUAGCACAAUGUUACACCUCUUUCCUUCCUUUGAAUAUAUCACUCCCAGCACUAAAGGUUCUCUUCCUUGAUUCAAGUUGGUUUGACUCUACUCGUUUUGGUAAUGCGCUUAUCCCUGCUUGCCCUGUACUUGAGGACUUCACCAUUUAUCAAAAAGCUCGUUCAAUAGGAAUGCCAUACGCCAUAUCCAGCAAAAGCAUUAAAAGACUCUCAGUUACCUAUAACUGUCCUUUAUUUGUUGCUUAUGGCAUUGAAUUAUUUAACACACCCGGUGUUGUCGACCUUUACUACUCUGACCAUGUUCGGCAUUGUUAUCCAAAUUGUCAUUUGGAGUCAGUUGCCAAAGCUACACUGGACAUUCAUUUCUUAGAUGAUAAUGCUGCGGAUGUCACAGAGCUCCUCACUGGGAUAUGCAAUGUCAAGAGCCUUCACUUGACUUCUUCUACUGUCGAGGUGAUUUUGCUAUGCUGCAAGGGUGGAAUACCAACGUUCGAGAACCUCGUUAAGUUGGAGUUUUCGGGUAGAACACGAAAGUGGAAAUUUCUUCUGCCACUUCUACUAGAGUGUUGUCCAAACCUAAAAACUCUGGUUCUCUCGGGUCUGGAUCAAAAUUGGUUAGAGGCGAUUCAUAUUCCUCCGAAUAAUCAAGUAAAGAUGCUGCGUAUCAUGAACUAUCGCGGAACUACGCGCGAGCUGAAGUUCAUGAGCCAUUUCUUAGCGAGGAUGGAGUGUCUUGAAGCUGUGAAAAUUCAUGUUGCACCUCGGGUGGAUGACUCCAAAAAGGAGCAACUCACAGAAGAUCUGUUGAAGCUUCCCACCACAACUUCAUCCAGUCUCAAUGUUCAAGUCAUGUGAUGAUCAUCAUCCAUAAGUUAUUGUUAUUUCUUCAAACAUCAAAUAUUUUGUUUUUAGUGAUUUAUGAUUUAUUAUUGAGAACAAAGAAAAAAAAACAAUUUAUUAGUUACCAUGUUUAGGGGUUGCUGAGGUAUAUUGCUUUGUAAGAUAUGGCUUCUUCAACCACUGUGGUUUCUAUUAUGAGUAACUUUAAAAGUUUGUAAUCUUGUAUUCUCCAGCAACUUUGGCAAUGGCUUUUAUGUUA
Camelina sativa (false flax) is the source of this 1943-nucleotide messenger RNA. RefSeq names its product putative F-box/LRR-repeat protein At3g42770. Gene Ontology annotation, molecular function: protein binding. NCBI's taxonomy places the organism in Eukaryota, Viridiplantae, Streptophyta, Magnoliopsida, Brassicales, Brassicaceae. The record is from RefSeq and is a predicted model, not a curated record.